Penicillium lagena is the source of this 894-nucleotide messenger RNA. Its product is annotated as fumarylacetoacetate hydrolase family protein. The transcript is spliced from 4 exons. Lineage: Eukaryota; Fungi; Ascomycota; Eurotiomycetes; Eurotiales; Aspergillaceae. Bases 1 to 894 code for a protein of 297 amino acids. The record is from RefSeq and is a predicted model, not a curated record. Gene Ontology annotation, molecular function: catalytic activity.
AUGAAAACUGCCUGGCAGCGCCUUAUCCGCUUUGAGGCCACCGACGGCCGCCUCUUGUAUGGCGAGCCCAUCCUUCCCCAUCCCAACUUUGAUCUGGGAGAGACAGUGGAAGAGACGAGACUGCAGGCGCAAGUGAUCGUGGGCGACGAUCUCUACGACACUACCGGGGCCACUCGAGUGACCGACGAGGUGGUGACGGUGAAGGAGCUCCUGGGGCCCUUGACUGCAAGGAAUGUCCCCAUCGUGAGAUGCAUUGGACUGAACUACUUGACACACAUCAACGAGACCGGCCAGAGCUCGCCCCCGUAUCCGACCAUGUUCAUCAAACCGUCCCAUGCGGUCCACGACCACGGUCGGAAUGUGGUCAUCCCCAAGAUUGCGCAAGACGAACAAACCGACUACGAAGGAGAGCUGUGCGUCGUCCUCGGUAAGGACGCCAAAGACGUCGCGGAGGAGGACGCCCUCGAGUACGUGGCCGGCUACACGGUUGGGAACGAUAUCUCCGCGAGGAAGCUACAGCUACACGCCCACCUGGCUGGCCCUAAGCCCCAAGCCUGUUUUUCCAAAGGAUUCGACACGUUCGCGCCGCUUGGCCCGGCCCUGGUGGGAUCAAGCGUUAUUCCCGAUCCGUCCACGUUGGUAUUGCAGACGCGGAUUGAUGGCGACCUGCGCCAGGAGGGCAGUCUGGAUGAUCUAGCCUUUACGAUCCCGUAUUUGAUCCACUAUUUGUCGUCGGGGACGACGCUGGAGAAAGGCAGUGUGAUCAUGACCGGGACACCUGGAGGCGUGGGAUGGCACCUCACCCCUCGGAGGGCUUUGAUGCCCGGGACGAGAAUGGAGGUUUAUGUGUCAAGCAUUGGGACGUUGAGAAAUGGUAUUGAACACGCCGCAUAG